This is a messenger RNA of Phytophthora infestans T30-4, 1092 nucleotides long. RefSeq names its product mono-ADP-ribosyltransferase sirtuin-6-like protein. Gene Ontology annotation, molecular function: NAD+ binding. The record is from RefSeq and is a predicted model, not a curated record. The coding region runs from base 1 to 1092 and encodes 363 amino acids. The transcript has 2 exons. NCBI's taxonomy places the organism in Eukaryota, Oomycota, Peronosporomycetes, Peronosporales, Peronosporaceae.
AUGUUGGCCUCCUCGGCCGCGUUCAAGCGGUGCCGCACGACCAGCGACAGCGACGACUACCUCCCUGCCGCCCACAACUACCAACUUGCACCCAUGAAGGCGCUUCUGCGCUCAGCACGACGCGACUUCUGUCUCGACAGUCUACAAAACUCGUUCCCCAUCAAGUCGGAAGAAGAUUCCAAGCCCCACGAAGCAGCACUAAAACACGACAAUAACUCCGACCAAGAGCUCGACCAAAAGUGCCGCAAACUGGCCGAACUGAUCGCUAAUUCCCGACACCUGGUAGCGUUCACAGGCGCCGGCAUCAGCACGUCCGUGGGCAUCCCAGACUAUCGCGGAGAGCACGGAAUCCGCACCAAAAACUUUAAGAAACGACGAACAGGCGAAGAAGACAAUGGAGAGAGCAAUUUUAACAAAUUGGUGCCCUCCACAACGCACAUGGCGCUGUAUGAGCUGCAUCGACUGGGCUACUUGAAGCACGUCGUGUCCCAAAAUGUGGACAAUCUGCAUCUAAAAAGUGGCGUGCCAGCUAGUGCGCUGACUGAGGUGCAUGGUAAUGCCACACACGCCAAGUGCGAGACGUGCGAGAAGAUCUACACCAAGGACUUCCCCUGGACGGGGCUGUGUGAUGACUCCGAGUGUGUGAGUACGAAGAGAACAGUCGAGCAGAGACUGAGAGCUCGCACACGGCAUGGAAACGGCCGGUUGAAACGGAAUGUCGUGGGGUUCGAUGAGCCACUGGGGGACAUUGACUUGGCGAUUGAUGAAUGUGAGGCGGCCGAUGUCGCGCUGGUUCUGGGCACAUCUCUACGAGUCGAACCGUUCUCUGAAAUGGCUGGAGACUACGCGGGAUCGCUGUGUAUUGUCAACUUACAAACCACAACGUCGAAACUCGAUCGUCGUGCGGAGGAAACGGGCGUCCGGCUGUUUGAGAAGACGGACAUGGUGAUGGAGAAGAUGAUGCAGUUCUUGAUGAAAGACCCUCGUUACCGUGUUCCCAAGUGGACAGGAGAACACCCUACCUCGGUAUUUGAACCUGAACACGAGAGCAAGAACCUCGUCAACGUACUCGCUGGACGAAUGCUCUCCUGA